Messenger RNA from Ichthyophthirius multifiliis, 420 nucleotides. RefSeq lists its product as hypothetical. NCBI's taxonomy places the organism in Eukaryota, Ciliophora, Oligohymenophorea, Hymenostomatida. The record is from RefSeq and is a predicted model, not a curated record. The transcript is spliced from 3 exons.
AUGAGAAAAAUUCUCAAUGCCUUAUUAAUCUUGAUAGAUAUAAAAGCAUUCCUUCUAUUUUAGCAUUUAGUUUUUAUCUUUUAUAUAAGCCAUAAUUAUUAUCAAAAAUAUUUAACUAUUACUAUUACUAUUACUAUUACUAUUACUAUUACUAUUACUAUUACUAUUACUAUUACUAUUACUAUUACUAUUACUAUUACUAUUACUAUUACUAUUACUAUUACUAUUACUAUUACUAUUACUAUUACUAUUACUAUUACUAUUACUAUUACUAUUACUAUUACUAUUACUAUUACUAUUACUAUUACUAUUACUAUUACUAUUACUAUUACUAUUACUAUUACUAUAACUAUUACUAUUACUAUUACUAUUAAUAUUAAUAUUGCUCUUACUAUUAAUAUUGCCGUUAUUUAUAACUGA